Molecule: messenger RNA, 629 nt
Organism: Emericellopsis atlantica
Lineage: Eukaryota; Fungi; Ascomycota; Sordariomycetes; Hypocreales; Bionectriaceae
Exons: 2
Coding region: 17-538 (173 amino acids)
Source: RefSeq, a predicted model, not a curated record
CUAUAAGCAGAACAGCAUGAAUCACAAAUCUGGAACCUCGCAAAUUGACUCGACUGAGAAUCUGUCGCAUUCAUAUGUACGGUUUACUCCUCGUGACUGGAUAGUAUCGUGUAUAGACACCCUUAUACAUAUUGGCUUGUUUAAUACGUCUCAACCGCCAUUCACACCGGCAAACUUAGAAUCCCGCAUGGCUCAUUCUUCAGACCAGUCUUUUAAGGCAGCAACAAACGCAAAAGACAGAGCAGCAAUAACUAGCUGGCGGAGCGUAAUCUCUCUUCUAUCAAUAAUUCUCUCGGCUUGGUCGUUUUGUAAGCAGAGGCUUGGUCGCCAAUGCAUUUCUAGAAGCGCCCUUGGGAAGGCUAUAGCGCAGAGUGGAACCUAUUCCAAGGAAUGUUUCGCUGAGUGGGGCCCAUGGAUUCUCCCAGCUGUUUUGUGUUACUUCAUCUUUCCCUCGGUGACGUUGCUCGCUGCUGUCAGUGGUGGCUACGGCAUCCACCGUAUGCAGAGAUAUUCGGCCAUGGGUCGUAGUGCUACUUAGAUCCUAUCGUCGGCUGCAAUGAAAUCAUGGCUGGUAUGUAUACCAAACUUACGCAUGCAAUAAGAUACACCUCGGGCAUUCUUGACUGCCU